AGACACUAGGGUAGUGCACAUGGAGUUGUCCCAAAGGCACGGUCCGUAGAUUUAUCGCCUGUCCGUUCUGCGAUGGGAGAUUUGGAGUUCACCACUGGAUGGCUCCGAGAAGAGGAUGUUGCUAUCCAUGAGGAGGAUUCAGAAAGAAACGCGGAGCAAGCUGAACGAAAUGCCUCGAUGAGGUCCAUGUUGAAACGCCGAAGGGAGGAGACCAAAGACACAUCAGCAGCUGAAGCUCCUGAAGCUUUUAUGGCUGUGAAGAAUUCGGUGAGCUCUCGAAAAAGGGUGGUUGAUGAGGGACAACCACCAUGGUUUGUUGCUCGUCCUCACAUAGAAAAUACCGUUCUGCGUUUGCAUGAAGAGAUCUUGGACUUUGUGGACUUUAUGCAGCAGACCAGGGAGGAGAUUCAUGCUCGAAGGAAAUGGGUACAAAGCAUCAAGGAGGCCUGUGUGGCCUUGUGGCCAGCUUGCAAGGUCUCUGUUUUUGGCUCGUUCUUCACAGGCCUUUCACUUCCCAAUGGUGAUGUGGAUGUGGCUGUGUCAGAAAUACCUUGCAAGUCAGGUUCUGCUAUGAAAAUGCUGGCCGACCACAUGCUGUCAAAGGGGCAGAUCAGUUGGCUAGAAAUCAUCGAAACAGCAAAGGUUCCUGUGAUGAAGGUGCGAUCGCAGUCCUCUGGGCUUCGGGCCGAUGUAGUCUUCAGUCAGCCUGAUGGUUUGCAAUCCUCAAAGUUCAUUCGGUCCAAGGUGAAGGAAUAUCCACAGAUGAAGCCGCUACUUCUCUUCCUGAAAUAUUUCCUUCUUCAACGUGGGCUGCAUGAAACCUACACAGGUGGCAUGGGUUCCUACUUGCUUUGCAAUGUAGUGCUCCACUUUUUGCAAAGGCACCCUUCGUUGAAGAACGGCCGUUUCUAUGCCGGAACCUCACUUGGCCACUUGCUUUUUGACUUCUUGAAAUACUACGGUCAGGAGUUCAACUACACAUCGCAUGGCAUCUCAGUGCUUGAAGGAGGUUCGGUCUUCCCCAAGACGGAACGCUUCCCUGAGAAGAACAAGCGAAGUACCGGUGGUCCAGUGCUUUGCCUUGAAUCCCCGCUGUCCACUUCCAUGGAUCUUGGAGGAGCUUGUUUCCGCAUGCCUGUUUUGCGGAAUCUCUUUCAUCAUGCCUUUCAUUGCAUUUGCCAUUUGAUGGUGACAGGAUCCGCACCAGAGGUGUCAAUGCUGUGUCCGCUUCUGAUCGAUCCAGCUCAUCCCGUGAUCACUGAUCGGUUCAAGCUGAUGGCUGAGCAGCCGGUUGCCUUUGCCGGGCUUCCAAAAUCAAAAUCACAGGAGAUGGAGAAGAAACAAAAGAGGCUUCCUAACGAGAAUGGCCAGGCUCACGACAGUCACAACGACACCAAGCCGCCAGUGAAAAAGCGAAAGAUUCAGCCAACUCAGCCGUUGACCCAACCAACUCAGCCAGUUCAACCAAUCCAGAGAAUACAUGAGGAAGCGGAUGAUGCUACUGCGGCCUUUGGUUUCCAUGAGGAUGUUUCACAAUGGGAUUUGGUCUAAAAA
Molecule: messenger RNA, 1554 nt
Organism: Cladocopium goreaui
Lineage: Eukaryota; Dinophyceae; Suessiales; Symbiodiniaceae
Source: the annotation of a GenBank genome assembly